Messenger RNA from Papaver somniferum (opium poppy), 685 nucleotides. Its product is annotated as 60S ribosomal protein L31-like. Gene Ontology annotation, cellular component: cytosolic large ribosomal subunit; ribosome. Gene Ontology annotation, molecular function: structural constituent of ribosome. The coding region runs from base 133 to 498 and encodes 121 amino acids. Lineage: Eukaryota; Viridiplantae; Streptophyta; Magnoliopsida; Ranunculales; Papaveraceae. The record is from RefSeq and is a predicted model, not a curated record. Gene Ontology annotation, biological process: cytoplasmic translation. The transcript is spliced from 2 exons.
ACCAGACAAGACAAGGGUAUUUCCAGGUGAAGUUCUACUUAUAUAUACCUUUUAGGGUUUUCGUAGCAGCUGGCGAAUCAGGGUUUUGAAAGCAAAGAAGCCAGGACGAAAGAAAGAAAGAAAGCUGCAAAAAUGGUGGAGAAGACAAACAAAGGAAGAAAGGAAGAAGUCGUUACCAGAGAGUAUACGGUUAAUCUUCACAAACGCUUACAUGGAUGCACAUUUAAGAAGAUGGCACCCAAGGCCAUUAAAGAAAUCAGAAAAUUCGCUCAGAAGGCAAUGGGAACAACCGAUGUCAGAGUGGAUGUGAAGCUAAACAAACACAUAUGGAGCAAAGGGAUCCGCAGUGUACCAAGGAGAGUACGUGUUCGUAUUGCUCGCAAAAGGAAUGACGAAGAAGAUGCAAAGGAAGAGCUCUAUUCACUGGUCAGUGUUGCAGAAAUACCUGUUGAGGGCCUUAAAGGUUUGGGCACCAAGAUCAUUGAUGAAACAGAUUGAAAAACUUGGUCAGUCGUACAGGUCUUUGAUAGCUUGAUUAUAACUGCAUCUUCAUUAGCUAAUGGAGACAAAAUAUUGAUUUUGAAAUCUGUAUCAGAGAAUUUCCACCAACAUAGUAACGAAUUAAAUUCUUAUAUGCUGUCUUCUAAAGUUUUAUUCUCCUGCAUUAAAUUAAGAGUUUCCAUGA